AUGUCGCUCCGAGUGCUGAACCCUAAUGCGGAGGUUCUCAACAAAUCGGCGGCACUCCACAUGAACAUCAAUGCCGCCAAGGGCUUGCAGGACGUCCUCAAGACCAAUCUCGGCCCCAAAGGCACCAUCAAGAUGCUCGUUGGCGGGUCUGGAGACAUUAAGCUGACUAAGGACGGCAACACUCUCCUUAAAGAAAUGCAAAUUCAAAAUCCCACAGCAAUUAUGAUUGCACGGACAGCUGUUGCCCAAGAUGACAUUAGUGGUGAUGGUACAACUUCUACUGUAAUCUUUAUUGGGGAGCUGAUGAAACAGUCUGAACGUUACAUUGAUGAAGGAAUGCAUCCAAGGGUUUUGGUUGAUGGUUUUGAAAUUGCCAAAAGGGCUACCCUCAAGUUUCUUGAAACAUUUAAGACUCCUGUUGUCAUUGGCGAUGAACCCGACAAAGAGAUUUUAAAGAUGGUUGCAAGAACUACAGUGAGAACUAAGCUGUAUGAAGCUUUGGCUGAUCAAUUGACCGACAUAGUUGUCAAUGCUGUUCUCUGCAUACGGAAACCCGAGGAAUCUAUUGAUCUAUUCAUGGUGGAGAUUAUGCACAUGCGCCAUAAGUUUGAUGUUGAUACACGGCUGGUCGAAGGUCUUGUCCUUGAUCAUGGUUCUAGACAUCCUGACAUGAAGCGAAGGGCAGAGAACUGUCACAUCUUGACGUGCAAUGUCUCUCUGGAAUAUGAUAAGAGUGAGAUAAAUGCAGGAUUUUUCUACUCAAAUGCUGAGCAGAGGGAGGCAAUGGUUUCUGCUGAAAGGCGUCAAGUUGACGAAAGAGUGAAAAAGAUUAUUGAACUAAAGAAUCAGGUCUGUUCCGGUAAUGACAAUAACUUUGUUGUUAUCAAUCAAAAGGGAAUUGACCCUCCGUCUCUGGAUCUGCUAGCAAGAGCAGGGAUUAUUGCCCUCCGAAGAGCAAAGCGUAGGAAUAUGGAACGGCUGGUAUUGGCUUGUGGUGGGGAGGCUGUUAACUCUGUUGAUGAUCUGACUCCUGAUUGCCUUGGAUGGGCUGGUUUGGUUUAUGAGCACAUCCUUGGUGAAGAAAAAUAUACUUUUGUUGAACAAGUAAAAAAUCCCCAUUCUUGUACCAUCUUAAUAAAAGGCCCCAAUGACCACACUAUUGCCCAAAUAAAAGACGCUGUACGAGAUGGCCUGAGAGCAGUAAAGAACACCAUCGAGGAUGAAGCUGUUGUACUUGGUGCUGGAGCUUUUGAGUUUGCAGCCAGAAAAUACCUACUCAGUGAAAUCAAGAGAACUGUUAAAGGGCGUGCUCAACUUGGUGUUGAAGCUUUUGCCGAUGCCCUUCUUGUGAUACCAAAAACUCUUGCUGAGAACUCCGGGCUUGACACUCAGGACGAGAUAGUUUCCCUUACGGGAGAACAUGACAAUGGUAACAUUGUCGGAAUCAACCUCCAAACAGGAGGUCCCCUUGACCCCCAGAUGGAGGGUAUUUUUGAUAACUACUCAGUCAAACGCCAGCUUCUUAACUCAGGGCCUGUGAUUGCAUCCCAAUUGUUGUUGGUGGAUGAAGUGAUUCGAGCUGGGCGUAACAUGAGAAAGCCAACCUAG
Linum trigynum is the source of this 1608-nucleotide messenger RNA. The record is from the annotation of a GenBank genome assembly. NCBI's taxonomy places the organism in Eukaryota, Viridiplantae, Streptophyta, Magnoliopsida, Malpighiales, Linaceae.